AAUCGCUACCACCUCUCGGACAUAUUCGUCAACUUCUUUACACAUAUGCUCGCGCCGACAGCGUGCGUGUCCUGCACGUGUACCACACCGUGUUGGGCACCGGACGCCCCGAGUGCAGAACAGCAGUGUGCGGCUAGCGUCGAUGAUGAAUGCGCGAUUGUGGAAGACGAGAGCGGAUUGGAUGGCGGACCGUUGUGUCGGGAGGCUACGAUUGCAUCAUGG
This is a messenger RNA of Dothidotthia symphoricarpi CBS 119687, 222 nucleotides long. RefSeq lists its product as uncharacterized. The transcript has a single exon. Lineage: Eukaryota; Fungi; Ascomycota; Dothideomycetes; Pleosporales; Dothidotthiaceae. The record is from RefSeq and is a predicted model, not a curated record. The annotation marks the transcript as partial.